AUUGAUAGCCCUUGUCGUGAUUGGAAGUAAACUUUUCUUGAUGACAACAUACUAGACGAGACAGAGUAGCUAUGAUUCGACGGAGUAGAAAAAGUCAUUCCAUCUAUCACAUAGUGGAGAAAGAUGACUCAGGUGAUGAGGACAUUGAUUACCAAGAAAGCAGCGAAAAGGUUGCUGCUAUGGACGGCAAGUUCUUUGAACAGUUCAUCGCCUUGAGGUUUGCUGAUGGAGAAGCUGGCCAAGAUACGUUCAAACCAAUUCAGGAUGAAUCAGCAAACAACAACUCCACCAUUGAUUUCACUCAGUGUAGGGGGAUCUACAAAGAUAUUCCACGUCCAACCAGCCGAGAGGCUGAGUUCUUCUAUAAAUCAGCUCUCGUCACUAUCAACCAGAGACUAGGUGUGACCUAUGAGAUGAAAGAACUACCAAAUACACAACUAUUCCAGUAUACGCAAGAGACCUUGAAUAUGAAUCCCCAAGAACACGGAGCUCUGUUACAGAAAGUGUCACAUGGCCUUCCUCCCCCACUAAUCAUGGUUGUGGAUGUCAUAUCAGCAAAAGAUCUGCUAGCAAAGGAUGCUAACGGCCUGAGUGAUCCAUUCUGCGUUCUGGGCAUCGUACCCCUGUGGAGCGAGAACAUGGCGGAGUCUCCAAAGCGGAAGAUCUCGCAAGCCAGGCAUGAUCUCCUGCUGGAUCACGCUAGCAAGGACUCCCUCUGUGUCACGGAAGUGAAAGAGAAGACCCUGAAUCCAUGCUGGAGGGAACAGUUCAGAUUUGAUGUAGGUGAUGUCAACAAUGAACAGCUCCAAGUUGAAGUUUGGGACCAUGAUGAGGAUUCAUCUGUUGGGAAGAUCAUUAAGAAUGUGGGAGAUGUUCACAAUUUGAAGGGCAUGGGAAGAUUCUUCAAGGAAAUUGCCCAAUCAGCAAAGAAAGAUGGCAAGAAUCUUGAUGAUUUCCUUGGCUGGGUUACUAUACCGCUCAAUACUAUAUCAAGCAAUGGUUUAGAAUGCUCUUUUCCUCUCCAAAGCCGGGGCAAGAGUAAGGUUGAAGGGGAACUCAAACUGAAAUUACAGCUCGCACUGAAGAAAGAUGCGCCCAAGGCAAGCACAGAAGCCAUGGGUGCAGCCCACCAGUACCUAUGGUAUGAAUUCACCCAUCAUGAGGUCUGUGACAAUGCCAUGACUCAAUACAGGUGGAAUGGUCAGCUUCCCCCAGCACCCAAGGCCAUCUUACAUCAACUGGCUCAACAGCAGCAGCUUCCAGAAAUAUACCAGCUUGCCAGUCAGUGGAUAGCAUACAGUCAGCAGUGUGUCUUGCCCCAUCUAGAUCUCAAUGUAAUGCUUUCAAUCAUCACAGGAAUAGCUAACCUAUGGGACCAAGGUCCUCCAGAUGAGCAGAUGGUGAAAUAUAUUUGCAAGUCCUGCAGUGAGUUUGUCGAUCAUUCUAUGAGGAUGUUACAGAAACAGCAUGAAGCAUUCCCGUUCAGAGACACCGAGGCCGUCUUACAACUACAUCUACUUCUCAGAUGCAUGGUAGUGAUCAAAGAGUUGAGUAAGAAGCUAUCAUGGGAUAUCUUUGAAGGGAAUGUUACAGAUCUCAUCACAGAUGCCAUCAAGAAAAGCACCAAAGAUUGGUUUGUGAAGCAGAACCUGCUUUGUGAGGAGGUCCAUGAGGCCAAGAAGAACCUUCUCUUCCAAGACGAUGACGAUGUCGACGCCGAUGAGGAAGAAGAGACAGAAGAAUCUAAGAAAGUUGCCAUCCUGGUCAAUCUCAUUGAGAACAUGAUCAACCAUGUCAAAGUCCAGAUCAGGCCACCAGCGCUGAUCUAUAAGAAAGCCUUUGAUAUUGAUUUCACCAGGCUGAUACACAUGGAAUUAGCUGAAAAGAUCAUGGCUGAGAUCAAAGAGCUUGUAUCCAGUGUUGGAAAGCUUUCUUAUCAUGGCAGCCAUCAGACACCCAUUGCUCUCUUUUCCUUAUACCUGGCAGUCAGGGGAUUCCAUGCAGCUGCUGAUAAAUCAUAUCGAUCAGACUUGGAGACCAAGAACUAUUACAUGGUAUUCAAGAAGUCUGUUGAACAGUGGUUUGAACUCGCAAGGAUCAAGGCCAGAGCACGCAUACAGAAGGCUGUAGAAGUCGAUGAGGUGAGGCUUGUUGAUUCCAUGGUGAAGCACAGUUCAUCGGCUGUGGAUGUCAAUACAACCUUUGUUCAGAUCAAGGAAUUUUGGACCAAGCUGAACUGGCCAGAUAAGUCUGGAGCAUAUGUAUUUAUUGCCAAGGUCACAGAUGAUAUUCGUCAGGGAGCUGUGGAUUAUGCAAAUAUUAUCCAUAAAAAACUGGAAGAGAAUAAAUUCUAUGAUGAUGAGGGUCAGUUUGAUGUCACAGACCAGCUUUGCAUCGCAGUCAACAACAUCGAGCAGGUGCGUCGCUACCUCUCCAGCCUGCCUGUCCAGCUGGACUUUGAGCGGGUGCUGGAUGGGCUCCUCAUCGAGCACGGGUCGGUGGGAUCGGAGCAGUGCGGUCUGACCCUCCACACCAUGCUCGCCAGUGCGGACGAGGACAUGCUGAAUGUGAUUGGUAAGGUGAUCAGGCACGUCGGGGAGAAGAUGGAACCGGACUUCAGGAAGUACACGGCACCCCUCAUGUCUGCCGCACCAGAAACCAACCUUGAUGAUGUGAUAACACCUUUAAUGGAAUAUCUUGAUAGCAAUCUUAUCACCUUACACAGUUGUCUACUGAAGGCUAACUUCCAAAGAAUUCUAGAAGAGCUGUGGCUUGUUGUGUUGAACAUCCUGAAAGAAAUGAUCAACAGUGGGUACAAGACACUGAAUCAACAUCCCCUGAUUGGUCAGAGAAUGCAUGAUGCUUAUGAUGUUAUUGGAAACUUCUUCCAUGCAGAAGGGAAAGGAUUGCCCAUGAAAGUGAUUGAGUGUCCCAUCUUCAAGGAAGCCAUGGGUAAACUCAGCAAGUUUGGUACUUCCACCAAGAGAUUGAUAGAAGAUUAUCUCAUGGCUCGGGUCAUGCAACAGGAAGAGGCCAACAAGUCAGAUUCACCCUUAGGAAUCCUAACAGUCAAGUGCAAUUAUAAACAGAGUCAGCAGAAGCUCAGAGUCCGGGUGAUGAAUGCUACUCAAAUCAGGCCUAUGGAUGACAAUGGUCUGAGUGAUCCAUACGUGAUAGUGUACUUACAGCCUCAUCAUGUCUUUCCUCAAAGUCACUUUCAGAAGACGCAGGUCAUCAAGAAAACGCUGCAUCCACUCUUUGACGAGACCUUUGAAUUCAAUGUUCCACACAGUCAGGUAUUAUCCUAUGGUGCUACCGUCCACUUUGUCCUGGCUGACCUAAUGGACUAUGACUUCUUGAGGAAUGAUUUUGGCGGUGAGGCCUACCUGCAGAUCAAUGAUGUCCCUGGUGUCCAUGGCAAGAAGAGCAAGAACCUCGGUGAAGAAGCAGCCAUCUCUCUCCAUCUUUUGCCAGCUGUUACCAAAGAUGAUGAAGCAUGGAUGUUUGUCCAGACUCUCAAAGAAAGGUCCUCCGACAAAGAAGCUGCAGAAUUUCUCAAGCUUCAUAAACUAAAAUGAGGGAAAUGAGAAUCGCUGUACGAGCUAAAAGUUCUGACAUGGUUUGUUUUCAGAACUGUAAAGAGCCAAAGGCCUAAGAGAGUUAUGACUGACGUGUAUGGUCAAAUUUGUUUUGCGUGAAGGCAAAGCUGACAUCAUGAACAUAUAUGCAGAAUAUAGUAGUGGGGAAUCAUGAAGAUAUCUAUGUGCAGGAUUAUUGGCUUGUACAGUACAUUAUUCUUGAGCAGCAGCUAGGAGGAGCUAGCAAUUCUACAACUCAUGUGAAUAUGACUGCCUGUCCUUAUAGACUGGUGAGUGCCUUCAUUGCCAUUC
Lytechinus variegatus (green sea urchin) is the source of this 3890-nucleotide messenger RNA. Its product is annotated as protein unc-13 homolog D-like. Lineage: Eukaryota; Metazoa; Echinodermata; Echinoidea; Temnopleuroida; Toxopneustidae. The record is from RefSeq and is a predicted model, not a curated record.